Molecule: messenger RNA, 5472 nt
Organism: Syngnathoides biaculeatus (alligator pipefish)
Lineage: Eukaryota; Metazoa; Chordata; Actinopteri; Syngnathiformes; Syngnathidae
Product: complement C3-like
Exons: 44
Coding region: 70-5370 (1766 amino acids)
Cellular component (GO): extracellular region
Molecular function (GO): protein binding; endopeptidase inhibitor activity
Source: RefSeq, a predicted model, not a curated record
GGGUGUUGUCCUAGUUCCCUUUAGUAGCCAGGAGCUCGGCCUGGGGGGCCACAGUUCACUCAAGUUGCCAUGGGUGGACGGAAGCUGCAACGUUGGAUGAUACUUUUGUGUCUCCUGUGUGGUGUCGGAGCGCGGAUCCGUUUCAGCAGAAAAAAAAUAUUCAAAGACCUAGAUCUGGGAGAUUUUUUCAAACGUUUCAGGUCUCACAAGGAGGGAUCACACGUUGAUGUUCCAAGCCCCCCCAAUCCACAAGUUGAGGCAACAACAAAUUUUAGGUUCACAUUAGUGGCCCCAGACCUGCUGAGGGCUGACAGCCCGGAAAAUAUCUACCUGCAAGCGGAAGGCAUCAUCAGCCCCGUUGAUGUGGCCAUCACCGUUCUCGACUCCACCAAGACCACCACGAUCUUCACAGACCGGGUCACCCUGGACCAGAGCAACAGCUUCCACACCCUUAAGUCUGUCCAGAUUCCCUCCGGUCCGUUGAAUCGUGACGAGACAAAGAACAAGUAUGUGGUAUUGAUGGUCAAGUUUGGUGAGCACCAUGAGGAGGAAAAGACCGUCAUGGUGUCCUUCCACUCCGGAUACAUCUUCAUCCAGACGGACAAGCCCAUCUACAACCCCGGAGAUGAGGUGCGCUUACGAGCGUAUGUGUCGUCCCUGUCCUUCAAGGCUUUAGACACAUCUCUGACAGUAGACAUACAGAAUCCAGAAGGAGUGGUGGUGAAGCAAGUUUUGAGGACCAAGGCUUCUUCAGGAGUCUUUACAGACUCUUUUUACCUCACAGAAAUGGCUAAUGAAGGCAUGUGGAAGGUGAUUGCCAAGUUUGACCACUGGAAGCAGAACACCUUCACCUCACAGUUUGAGGUGAAGAAAUACGUACUGCCCGCCUUCAAUGUGACCUUGUCACCUAAGAAGUCCUUUCUGAGCCUUGAUGAUAAUGAACUGGAAGUGGAGAUCUGGGCCAGGUAUCUGUACGGGGAGCCGGUUCAGGGGACAGCCUACGUGUCAUUUGGGGUGAACGUCAACAAGGAGAUGAGAAGGUUGCCUUCAGUGAAACAGGUCUCAAAUCUGGAGGGUGGAAUUGUCAAGUUGAGUCUGGACGAAUUGAAAGCAGCAUACCCCAAUGUCAGAACUUUGGUGGGAAACUCAGUCUACGUCAAAGCAUCUGUCCUCACCAAGACAGGAGGUGAUCUGGUAGAAGCAGAGAAGACAGGCAUCAAUAUUGUGGACUCUCCCUAUGUCCUGUCAUUUAAAGACUUAGUCAAGUACUUCAAACCGGGACUACCCUUUGACUUUACUAUUCAAGUGAGUCACCACGAUGGUUCCCCGGCUCGUAAUGUCCCAGUGAAGGUGAACCUUCUGCAGGAUCCUGUGAUGGUCAGCUCGGGCACAACCAGGAUCACAGUGAACAUGCCUAAAAGUCACCUCCAGGCCCUUGCCGCCGAGACACAACAGCCAGGCCUUAGACCGGAGCAGCAGGCGAAAGACCAAACAUUCCUGUUUCCGUACCUCACCUUCUCCAGAGAAAGCCCCAACUACCUGUACAUCUCCACCACCACCAACACAGCAUCUCCAGGAGACACGCUGGCCCUUAAACUCAACAUCGCCGCCGCAGACCAGAGCAUCAGAGAGGGCAUCAGACAUAUCACCUACCUGGUGGUCAACAAAGGCCGGAUCGUACAAGCUCAGCGACUGGACGUGAGCGGUCAGCUGGAGACCAGCGUGAGUCUGACGGUCACGCCCGACUUGAUGCCGUCCUUCCGCUUUGUGGCGUUCUACAGUCUCCCUGAAAAGGAGGUGGUGGCCGAUUCCAUCCGGGUGGACGUGGCCCCGUCCUGCGUUGGCGAUCUGAGUGUGGGCCCAGUAGGCCGCAAGCCGUCGCAAUACACGCCGGGAAAGAGCCUCAGGUUCCAAGUCCGAGGUGACCCGGGGGCCUUCGUCAGCCUGGUGGCCGUCGACAACUCUGUCUAUCUGCUCAAGAAGGACAGACUCACGCAGAGGAAGAUGUGGGAAACGGUGGAGCACGGCGAUCUGGGCUGCACGCGCGGGGGAGGGAUCAAUGCCAAGAGGCUCUUUCAGGACGCCGGCCUGCUCUACGCUUCCAACGCCGGAUUCACAACCGACCCCAGGAAAGCCCUGAACUGUCCAGUCAGCAGCAGAAGGAGGCGCUCUGCUGAACUCUUACAGCGAAAAGCUCAGCUAGAGAGUCACUACAAGGAGAAGCUGGAGCAGCGCUGUUGCAAAGACGGUCUCCGGGCCGUGCGCAUGCCAUACUCGUGCACCCGGCGCUCGCUCUACAUCACCGAGGGCUGGGAUUGCAUCCGGGCUUUCCGCUACUGUUGCGCCACCUACAGAAACGAACUUCUGGACACGGAGAUGCCCACCACCACUCCGCUGCUCACCACCUACUCCCAACCCAUACGCCUCGCCGGACGGCUGCACCUUAGUAGAGAAAUGUUUAAUUGGGGAGGACGUAGGACCAACACUCCUACAUACACCGAUGCCCACAAGGUCUUGCAGAGCAGUGUUUACACAGCGGCACGCACCAUGGAGCGUGAGGAAGUGCGCCCGGAACCCGAGGCAGACGCUGAACGCGAACAAGUAGACGACUACGAGGAGGAGGAAGAAGAACGGUACCUGGACGAGAACGACUUGUAUCUGCGCUUUAGGUUCUUCGAGUCCUGGCUUUGGACCGACCUCAGGCUGCCCAAUGAGGCUGACAGAGACGGGCUGGCGUCCAGCGAGGUGAGCCAUCCCCUGCCCGACAGCAUCACGGAGUGGGGCAUCCUUGCCGUCAGCGCCUCGCCGAACACCGGUUUCUGCGUGGCCGAGCCAUACAACAUCAAGGCGUGGAAGCCCUUCUUCGUGGACCUGAAGCUUCCGUACUCUGUGGCCAGGAAUGAGCAGGUGGAGAUUAAGGCUGUCAUCCACAACUACGCUCAAGACGACCUGCACGUCCGUGUUGUGCUGAUGAAGACAGACGACAUGUGCAGCGUGGCCUUCCGUGACCGCCACACCCAGGAAGUCACCCUGCCGGCGGGCACGUCCAAGGCAGUGCCCUACACCAUCAUGCCCCUGGCGGUGGGGCAGCUCCCCAUCGAGGUGAUGGUGGUGGCCCGAGAUAUGCUGGACGGAGACCGCGUCCAGAAACUCCUGCGGGUGGUGAUGGAUGGUGUCCAAAAGACCAAAGUGUGGAGCACUAUCUUGAACCCAAGAGCCGAAGGAGGUAAGCAGAGCGUCCGUGUAGGCAAGGUGGAACUGGAGGGGGUGGUGCCAAACUCGACGCCAGAAACAUUUAUCAACGUUCGAGGGAACGUGUUGGCCGACAGCAUCGAUAACUCUAUCACCGACGACUCGCUGGCUUCUCUGAUCCGCAUGCCGGGCGGCUGCGUCGAGCAGAACCUUGCCAGCAUCACCUUGCCGCUCAUCGCCACCAUCUACCUGGAGAGGACGAAUGACUGGGAGGCUGUGGGAGUGGAGCGCAAGGCCGACGCGCUGAAAUACAUCAAGAGAGGCUAUCAGAACCAGCUGGCCUACAAGAAAAGUGACGGCUCUUACCCCCCCUACAGGAGGGAGGGCGCAAGCACCUGGAUCACGGCGUACGUGGUUAAGGUGUUCUCCAUGGCUCACUCGGUCAUCGGCGUGGACAUGCAGCAGGUGUGCGACCCCCUCGCUUUCCUUGUGCGCAACAAGCUCAAACUCCCCAUCGGACACUUUGUGGAAGACAACCCGGUCUACAGUACCACCAUGACUGGCGGCCUGCGGGGCAACGACCCCAAGAUCACGCUGACGGCGUUCGUCCUCAUCGCCCUGGCGGAGGCCGAGCAGGCGGGGAUACAUUGCAGCCAGGAAAACCUGGAGGAGGCGAUCGGUAAAACAGCAGAGUUCCUGGAGAAGGCGCUGGCGACGUCGGGCAGGAGGCCCUACACGGUGGCCAUCGCCUCCUACGCGCUAGCCUUGGCGGGAAAAGGCUCCAGCGCCUACGACCCCACAGGACAGCUCCUUGCAGCAUCUCCGGAUGGGAGCCACUGGCCAGACGCUCACAACCAUUUGUUCUCGCUGGAGGCAACCGGUUACGCCAUACUGGCUCUCGUCAGGGUGGGUCGCAUGCAGGAGGCCGGGAAAGCCUUCCAGUGGAUCAACGGCCAGCGCAAGAUGGGGGGAGGUUACGGCUCAACUCAGUCCACCAUGGUGGUGCUGCAGGCACUGUCUGAAUACCUGAUGAAGACUCGGGUUGCCAGCGAGCUCUCCCUGGACGUUGACGUCAAGAUAACGGGCCGACGCGACAUCCGAUACCAUUUUAAUGCCAAGACAGCAUACACUGCAAAAUCUUCACGGCUUCCAGCUAAUCUGGACCUGACCGUGGAGGCCACAGGCAAUGGGCAAGGAAUACUCGAGGUGGUGACAUAUUACAACCAGCUACAUGAAGUCGACGAAAAGACCCCCUGCCAGCACUUUGAGCUCAGUGUAGAUGUCGAGGAUUCCAGCGAAAAGCCUCCCGCAGAUGUGGAAAAGUCCUACCUGAUGACCAUCAAAGUCAGAGCGUUAGGAUCCAGCGACGUCAGGAUGGUGGUGCUGGAUAUCAAUCUGCCCACGGGCUUUACCCCGGAAAACUCGGACCUGGAGAUGCUGUCCAAUUCAGUGGACCGCUACAUCAACAACUUCAAGAUGGUGGACAACCUCAGCGAGAGGGGCUCCCUCAUCAUCCACUUGUUCAAGGUGUCGCACAAGGAACCUGAAAUCCUGAUCUUCAGACUUCAGCAGAACUUCAAAGUGGGCCUCCUGCAGCCCUCCUCAGUCACCGUGUAUGAGUACUACAACCCAGACCACCGCUGCAGUAAGACGUACACACCCCGUCAAGAUCAGGGGGAUCUGACGCACAUCUGCAAGGAAAACAUCUGCCGCUGCGCACAGGGCGACUGCUGCGUGGCCAAAGCGGACAGCGACAGCUUUGCUGCCAAGGAGCGAGAGACCUUUGCCUGCAAGUCUCUGCACCACGUGUUCCAGGUGAAAGUUCUCAGCAUCCAACAGAGUUACUACGACAAGUACGAGAUGGAGAUCACGCGGGUCAUCAAACUGGGUGUGGAGGCAGGAGUGGAAGUGGGUCAGACCAGGGUGUUCGUGUCCCACGGGGGGUGCAGAGAGGGGCUGAACUUGAAGGUGGGCUCCCUUUAUCUCAUCAUUGGCCCCAAGGAGGACCAGUGGGAUGUUGACGCCGACAACAACAGGUUCGUGUACACGUUGGGGGCGGGCACGUGGGUGGAGCGCUGGCCGUCGCCCGACGACUGCGCCGCCGCUCUCCUGCAGGACAAAUGCGCCAAGUUGAAGGCCGCCGCCACAGAACUCUCGCUCAAUGGCUGCCGCUUGUGAGACGCUUUCUGUUCUGUAUGAGCAUACGUCAGUUGGACUUUUGGUCUCUUCCCUUGUUUGGAAGUGAGGGUUUUUUUUUUUUCAAAACAGGAAGUACAUAAU